Molecule: messenger RNA, 2670 nt
Organism: Neogale vison (American mink)
Lineage: Eukaryota; Metazoa; Chordata; Mammalia; Carnivora; Mustelidae
Gene: SCNN1D
Product: sodium channel epithelial 1 subunit delta
Biological process (GO): sodium ion transmembrane transport
Cellular component (GO): membrane
Molecular function (GO): ligand-gated sodium channel activity
Source: RefSeq, a predicted model, not a curated record
AGGCCUCUCCGGGGCAGCUGGGGUUCGAGCGCAGGUGUGUCUGGCACACACCCACACACACCUGCAGAGCACAGGCUGUGACAGAGUGCGGUUGGGGCAGAGGCAGGUAGAGGCCCUCUCUUGCCUCAGUUUGUCUGUGUAAAAUGGGGGUGCUGACUUAUGUGGGAGCACCUUGUUGGGAAAACUCAGCUCAGAACCCCUCAGCAUCAGCCCCCACCCUCCUGAUCACCAAGCACCCUGAGUCACAACUAAGGGAGAAGUUUCCGAAGACAGAUGGGGCCAGCAGGUCCUGCCAAGACCUCACUCCGACCACAUUUGCUGUCUUCCAGGUUCCCAAGGCCCAAGCUGCCCAGCCCUCUGGCCAUAGAGCUGAUGGCCCCAGCAGUUGAGACAGGCGUGGGCAGCUCGGCUGGCAGCAAAUGACAACUGAGACCCUCUCAAACUCCAAAGUCACCCUUUUGGAGCACAAGGAGGAGCUAGCCCUUUCUGCCAAACUUCAGCCCCUGCCUCUUGCACCAAUGGCCCUGCUACAGUUAGAGGGAUGGCUGUCUGUGCUCACUCCUGAGCAUCUUGGCUGGGGGGGCCCAUGGCUCUGUGUGGGAAGAGCUACCAGGAUACCACAAAGGAAUCCACCACACGUGUAGAAUCCAUGGGCUCAGACUUCACCUCGGUCACACCAGAAGCCCCAGGACCAUCUCUAAGCUGCCCCCGAGGGAGACGGGUACCCGCAGAGCUGCCAUCACUGGGGCCACCGCCACGGAAAAUGGAGGCACCUGCAGAAGGAGACUCUGGCUUCCAGGGAGGAGCCACGGCCUGCACAGCCACAGCCGGUGGUUCCCUGACAGUCCACCCGGACCAGCGGCCGCCGCCAGCCCUGCAGGAGGACAGGCAGAAGGAGGGGCUGGUGGAGCUGCCCACGUCCUCCCGGGAGCUGCUCACCUUCUUCUGCACCAACGCCACCAUCCACGGUGCCAUCCGCCUGGUCUGCUCCAGCCAGAGCCGCGUCAGGACGGCCUCAUGGGGGCUGCUGGUGGCAGGCGCCCUGGGCGUGCUCUACUGGCUCCUCUUUGCGGAGUACUGGCCUUACCCGGUGGUUGCCACAGUGUCGGUGCACUCGGAGCCCAAGCUCUUCCCAGCCGUCACUCUGUGCGACAUGAACCCGCACAGGCCCCGCUCAGUCCGCCACCACCUGCAGGUCCUCGAUGAGUUUGCCCAGGAGAACAUCCAGUCUCUCUACAAGUUCAACUUCAGCAAGAACAGGGACGUCCUCUCUGCAGCUGACCCGCUCCCACAGCCCGCCUUCUACCUGGACCGCAGGGUCCGCCUGCAAAGGCUGAGCCGACCCGGUGGCCAGAAUAAAGUGGGUUUCAGACUGUGCAACAGCACAGGUGGGGACUGCUUGUGCCGUGCCUCCGCGUCGGCUGUGACCGCUGCCCGUGAGUGGUACUGCUUCCAUUAUGUGAAUGUCUUGGCCCUGAUGCCCACCGCCCACGAGGACGGCCACCGCAGCGACAGAGGCCACUUUGUCCUCUCCUGCCAAUUCGAUGGCCAGGACUGCCAGGCCCGGCACUUCCGGACGCUCCACCGCCCCACGUACGGCAGCUGCUACACCUUCGACAGCGUCUCAGCUGCACAGCACCCAGGCAUCGCCCGCGGGAUCAGCCUGGUCCUCAGGGCUGAGCAGAGGCACCACCUGCCUCUGCUGUCCACGGAGGCCGGCGCUAGGGUCAUGAUUCAUGGACAUGACCACACGCCCUUCCCGGAGCACCAGGGCUUCAGCAUCCGGCCAGGGACCGAAACCACCAUCGGCGUCCGAGAGGACGAGGUACGCCGGCUGGGGAACCCCUACAGCCACUGCAGCGAGGGCGCAGCUGGUGUAGACGUAGGCCUGCUCUACACCGCCUCGUACACCCUGCAGGCCUGCCUGGUGUCCUGCUUUCAGCAGCUGAUGGUGGAGACCUGUUCCUGCGGCUACUUCUUCUACCCCCUGCCGUCGGGGGCCGAGUACUGCAGCUCCGCGAGGCACCCGGCCUGGGGUCACUGCUUCUACCGGCUCUCCAGGGACCUGGGGACCCACCGGCUUCCCUGUAGCUCACGCUGCCCCAGGCCCUGCAGGGAGUCUUCCUACGAGCUCUCCGCCGGGACCUCCAGGUGGCCCUCCUCCAAGUCAGCUGACUGGAUCCUGGCGGCGCUGGGCAAGCACGGCCACAGGAGCCUGAGUGCGCCCCUCACGCCUCUGCCUUGCCGCAGGAGCAGCGUGGCCAAGGUGAACAUCUUCUACCAGGAGCUCAACUACCGUCGGGUGGAUGAGACCCCAGUUUACUCGGUGCCGCAGCUGCUGUCAGCCAUGGGCAGCCUCUGGAGCCUGUGGUUCGGCUCCUCGGUCCUCUCUGUGCUGGAGCUGCUGCUUGACGCUCUGGCUCUGGUGCUGCUUCGGGGCUGCCGCUGGCUCCGCACAGCUCAGGGGUCCCAGCUGGGGGCAGCCACAGGGGCACCCCCCGCGAUCCCAGGAACCGAGCAGUUACCCACUGACCGCAGGAAUAUCCACCAUCCGGGGCGCCCUGCUGGCCUCGUGCCCCGCAAUCCUUCCAGGAGCUCUGGCCGGAGUCUUUGCUGAAGAGUUAGGCCACACAAGCGCCCCCUGCCCCACGGCCGAACCAGCAGGAGCUU